Molecule: messenger RNA, 1818 nt
Organism: Symsagittifera roscoffensis
Lineage: Eukaryota; Metazoa; Xenacoelomorpha; Acoela; Convolutidae
Product: arylsulfatase B-like
Exons: 4
Coding region: 62-1807 (581 amino acids)
Source: RefSeq, a predicted model, not a curated record
UGCUGUGCAGCACCCAAGUCCAAUUUCUGACAUUAUUGCUCAAACCUCACUUUAUUGUGUCAUGAAAAUGCGAGAACCGAUCCUCGUGAUUAAACUUAUUUCAUUGGACUUUUUAAUAACACUCGUUUCACUAUUGAUUAUAUCAUCAACCGCAGAUGACUCUGCUGACUCGAGUAGCCGACAAACUCAAAGUCACACUAAGCCGAAUAUAGUGUUCAUAUUAGCCGAUGAUCUCGGUUGGAAUGACGUUGGGUUCCAUGGCAGUCGCCAGGUGCAGACCCCCCAUCUGGACAGGCUGGCAGGGGAGGGGUUGAUUCUGAAUAAUUACUAUGCACAGCCCAUGUGCACACCUAGUAGAGCUGCUUUAAUGACAGGCAGAUAUCCGAUAAGGACUGGUAUGCAGCACAAAGUGGUCAUAAACAGGCAGAGGAUGGGACUGCCUCUCCACUUGAAACUCCUCCCACAACACCUCAACGACCUCGGAUACCUCAGCCACGCAGUCGGCAAGUGGCACUUAGGACACUUUCACGAGAGCUUCCUACCCACAUCAAGAGGGUUUGAGUCAUUCUAUGGGCUAUAUAAUGGUAAAGGAGACUACUUCAGUCAUCUCGACACAGAAUUAGGGAUGACUGGACUCGAUUGGCAUUUGGACGAAGGACCCAACCGAACCGAUCUCCACUCGGAGCUGGGAGAAUACGCGACUAGAGCGUUCGCCACAAGGGCAGACCAAUUGAUAAGUGAACAUGAUUUCGAAAGGCAGCCGAUGUUUCUGUACAUGGCAUUGACUGCUCCGCAUUCUGCUUUGCCACAUGAUCCGCUUCAAGUGCCGUUUCAGACGGAGCAACAAGUAACGGGAACGUAUCACACGCAAAGACGAAAGUAUUUGGGUAUGCUAAAAGAAAUGGACGACUCGAUAGGCCGAAUUGUCGCAUCUCUGAAGACCAAAGGAGUCCUAGAUAAUACAAUCAUCAUCUUCAGUUCCGACAAUGGAGGUGCACCGAACGGGUUCCAAUUUGGAUGGGGUUCCAACUAUCCUCUGCGAUCUUCAAAGGGUUUCUUUUAUGAGGGAGGUUGUCGAGUUGCCGGGUUUGUUUGGGGUACUUUGUUUGCACGAAGAGCUGGACAAGUGGCUACUGAAAUGAUGCACAUUUCUGAUUGGUUGCCGACGUUGUACGAUUUCGCUGGAGGAAAUGUCGAACACUUAGAAGACAUUGAUGGCUUUAGUAUGGUCGAUGUUUUAACAUGCCGCAACUUGACUUCGCCAAGAACAGAAUUUGUUCUUAAUUUUGACCCCCUCGAAAACGCAAAAUCUAUGAGAGUUGGAAAAUAUAAGUAUCUUUUGAACCCCGAGGACUUCUUCGUGCAUAAUGAUUUGCACGAUUGGUACCAGGCUCCCGGAGAAUAUCCAGGCACUAAUGAAACUAUGAUUCCCAAUACGCAUCCAGCUCAGAUAACAUGUGAAAACAUGCCCCAAGAUAUUGAUUUGAAGUGCUUUUCUCAGAUAAGUCAACGUUACGAGUGUUUAUUUGACAUCGACAAAGACCCGUGUGAGUUUCAUAAUCUGAUAGACGAUGAAGGUUAUGCGGAAGUGAAGGAAAAACUUCUGGAAAGAAUUGAGUACUGGGAGGGCAAACAAGUUCCUCCAAUGAGACCCCCGGUUGAAUGGGAUGCGAAUCCGAAAUUCUUCGACCAUACCUGGAAUCCCUGGACUAAUGAUCCAACUAUUCAUCCGACUGAACCUUACACGUGCCACCCUAAACACUGUCCACCUGACACAAAAAUCAAUACCAAAAAAUUGGAGCUUUAGUAAAUGCAAAA